Messenger RNA from Trichosporon asahii var. asahii CBS 2479, 2151 nucleotides. RefSeq names its product ATP-dependent rRNA helicase. The transcript has 4 exons. The record is from RefSeq and is a predicted model, not a curated record. Lineage: Eukaryota; Fungi; Basidiomycota; Tremellomycetes; Trichosporonales; Trichosporonaceae. The coding region runs from base 1 to 2151 and encodes 716 amino acids. Gene Ontology annotation, molecular function: RNA helicase activity; nucleic acid binding; ATP binding. Gene Ontology annotation, cellular component: nucleolus.
AUGCCGCAGCCUCCGGGAGCCGCGUGGGAUAGCCUGAAGCCGGGACUCACCGACUGGAUUGCGGAGGUCAUCGCGCAGCAGGGAUGGGAGCGCAUGACACCCGUUCAAGCGGGAAGCAUCCCGAGAGCGCUCAAGAACCAAGACUGCGUGGUCGAGGCUGUGACUGGUUCAGGCAAGACGCUUGCUUUCGUGAUUCCUGUCCUGGAGCGCCUUGUCCGCAAUGAGCACAAGUACAAGAAGGGAGAGGUUGCCGCGCUCGUGAUCGCACCGACUCGCGAACUUGCUUCUCAGAUUUACGAUGUGUUCAAUCUUUUCCUCAGCUCUAUCCAACCGCCAGAGCCUGAGGUCGAGGAAGGGGAGACGCCUCCGCCGGUUGAGCCCGCGCCUUACUCGCUCCCCACGCUCGUGACCUCGGGCACGGAGAAGCCGUACGACACCUUCCUCGAGCGGAGCUCGAACAUUAUUAUCGGUACCCCCGGACGACUUGCGAACUUCCUGCUCGCUCCCCGCGGACUGAGCGCCGUCAAGGUGUCGAACCUGGACGUGCUGGUGCUGGACGAGGCGGACCGAUUGGUGUCUUCUCCCGACCACAGGCGUGACGUCGAGCGCAUCAUCAAGCAUCUUCCGAAACAGAGGCGCACGCACCUGUUCUCCGCGACCAUGACGGAUGCCAUCGAGGACCUCAUCGGCCUUGGUCUGCGCAAUCCGGUCCGUAUCGUUGUCAAUCUUAAGGACAAGCGCGCGAAGAAGGAAGGCGAGGAGCGCAGAAUCCCGCUGGGUUUGCAGAACACGUACACCGUCUGCGAGCCGGCGGAUAAGACGCUCCAGCUCGUGCGCAACCUGAAGCGUGAGGCUGAGAAGCACCAGAAUGCCAAGUUCAUCGUGUAUUUCUCGACCGGCGCCGCCGUGGACUACUUCUACAGGGUUCUCUCAAAGAUCCCACAGCUGGAAAACUUCAGUCUGACGUCCCUGCACGGCGACCUUCCUCCUCGCGUGCGCGAUCAGGCGCUUUCCGCCUUCACAUCACACCCUUCGUCACACCUCUCACCUGCUGUGCUGCUGUGCACGGAUCUGGCUUCUCGCGGCGUUGACUUCUCUGACAUUGACUGCGUCGUGCAGUACGACACGCCGACGGACCCGAAGACGUUCUCGCACCGUGUCGGUCGAACAGCCCGCGCGGGACGAAGUGGCAAGGCGAUCCUGUUGCUAACAAAGGGGCGGGAAGAGGAGUACAUCGAGCUCUUGCGGGUACGCAAGAUCCCGCUGGUCGGUGUCGAGCCCCUCGGUGCUGAUCUCGAGCCCCGCACCGUCUCUGAGGAAGCGAGUGUCGAGGCGGAGCGCGUCGACCCAGCAAGCCUGGAGCUGAUGGAGGAGAUCCGCUCCCUGGCACUCCAGGACCGCGACCUGUUCGAUCGUGGUGCCCGCGCCUUCGUGUCCAGUGUUAAGGCGUACUCGAAGCACGAGGCCGGCUUCAUCUUCCGCGUCGCCGACCUCGACUUCAACGCGAUGGCGAUUGCAUUCGGCCUGCUCCGCCUCCCUGCCAUGCCGGAGGUGCGCGACUGGAAGAAACGCGACGCCAAGUUGAAGGAGAAGUACGAGGCUGCGGUCGCUAAGGACGCUGAGCCCUCCGAGCCGGCUGAGAAGAAGGAGGGCCAGGAGGAGGAGGAGAAGGAGCUGCCGAAGUACACACCACCGGUACCCUUUGCCGAGGCCGAGGUGGACUGGGACACGUACGCCUACGCGUCGAGGCAGCGCGAGGCUGCCCGCCAAGCUGAGCUCGUGACCAAGGCUGCGAACCGCGAGAAGGAUGCUGAGGAGCGCGAGAAGCGCGCCAAGAAGCGCAAGAUCGAGAAGGAGCUGCGCUCCGCUUGGAGUAACCAGAAGGAGCGCAAGGUCGCUCGCCUGGAUAGGCGGGAGAAGCGCGAUCUCAAGAAGAAGCGCGAGUGGGAGCGGAAGCAGAUCGAGGCUGGAGAGGAAGUUGAGCGCGCGGAUGUGCAGCUCAGCAAGAAGAAGAGGAAGGAACAGGCCGAGGAAGACGAGGAUUGGGAAGGUGACUACAAGGCUCUGCGACGAGAGGUCGAUGAGGAGCGUACGUCCAGGAAGGGCAACAAGAAGGACAACAUCGGCGGCAUGUUCGACGAUCUUGAUUAG